Molecule: messenger RNA, 1293 nt
Organism: Lichtheimia ornata
Lineage: Eukaryota; Fungi; Mucoromycota; Mucoromycetes; Mucorales; Lichtheimiaceae
Exons: 6
Coding region: 1-1293 (430 amino acids)
Biological process (GO): protein import into mitochondrial matrix
Cellular component (GO): mitochondrial inner membrane
Molecular function (GO): protein-folding chaperone binding
Source: RefSeq, a predicted model, not a curated record
AUGUCUGCUUACCGAUCGCUCUUGUCAUCGUCAGCUCGUGUGCGUCUGACUCCUCGUGUUGCACAACACACUAUGCCAGUGCGUCACUACAGCUCGCCACUCAAGGUCUUUAUGGAUACGAUUCGAGAUCAAAUGAAGAAAAACAAGGACCUGCAAGAAGGUGUCAAGUCAUUGCAAGACGAAUCCGGUAAAUUGGCCGAGAGCGAUGCAUUGAGAAAGGCAAAGGAAAUGUAUGAGAAGGCAAAGGCCCAACAAAGUGAACAAAACGUGCGUCUUCGUGAAGCUUCUGAAAAGAUCUCGCAAGCUGCAGGCAAAGUGGGAGAAUCCGUGAACAAGCGUUUCAAGGAAGCUAGCGAGACUGAAUUUGCAAAGGAGACCUCUGAGCGACUCAAGAAGGCAGCUGAUAACAUCAACAAGUCCACCGAGCCCCUUCGUAAGAAUGAAUACGUUGGCAAGAUUGGUGAUUCUUUCAAGACCGUUGUCAAGGAUGAGAGUGGUCGAUACACUGGUUUUGUGGAUAAGGAGGCUCGUCGCAAGAUGCGUGAGGAAGCUCAAAAGGCUGAUGCUAGCAACCCUGCCAAGCGCACCGUUGCCGAGGAUCCUAAUGCUGGUGCAUCGAUUGUCAUUCACAAGGACUCAAAGUGGAAGGAAAGCUGGAACAAGUUUAAGGAAGAGAACCCUGUCAUGCAAGGUAUCUUCCGUGCUCGACGAAACUAUGAGGAAUCGGAUAAUCUUUUCGUCUCUUAUACCCGUGCAUUCACUGAUCGCGUCUCGGAAACUUUUGGCUCCAUCUUUGAGGAAUCUGAACAAGCUCAAACUGUGCGUGCUCUCCAGAUGAUUGAUCCCUCGUUCAACAUGGACAAGUUUUUGCGUGAGGCCCGUACAUACAUCAUCCCCGAAGUAAUGGAAGCUUACCUCAAGGGUGACGUUGAAUCUCUCAAGAUGUGGUGUUCUGAAGCUACUUAUAAUGUUUUGACCGCUGUGAUCCAAGCUCAGGUACAACAAGGAUUGAUCAGUGAUUGCCGCAUCCAAGAUUUGCGUGAUGUUGAUCUCGUGGCUGCCAAGAUUCUUGAAAAUGACAUUCCCGUGCUUGUGAUGUCUUUCCGUACGCAAGAGAUUAUGCUCUUCCGCAAUGCUAGGACGCAUGAGAUUGCAUAUGGUCAAGAGGAUCGUAUUGAACAAGUCACCUAUGCAUGUGUAAUUACAAGGGAGCCUGAGGAUUUGCAAAACCCCAUCACCGGUGGUUGGAGAAUAAUAGACAUGGCCAAGCACGACUCAAGACCCACAUGGUAA